CUGGUCCUGCUGGCCUCCCCCCUGACCCCCCCCCUGUCCCUGGUGUCCCAGCAGGUGAGGGAGACGGAGACCUGGAUGCCCAUGAAGACCACUCAGAUGGCGUCCCUGUCCAGCCGCGGCGCCCUGGAGGCGUCGGGCGACUCGCCCAACGGCUCCGACUUCGGUUUCCCUGACGACGAGGACGAGGGCGAGGACGACCUCGCCGACCCGCUCUACGAGGAGUUCUCCGGGUCCGGGGACGGAGCAACGGCCGCCCCCCCCUCAGAGGCCCGGCCGUCGGGGAAGCCCGAUGUCAGAGAGAACAUGAUCCCCGGCCUGGAGCGCCCGCUGAGGCCCACCGCCGGAGAGCCCGAGGUCGUCGACGGCAACGAGAUCUCCGUGCUGAGCAACGAGCCCGCCGAGGAGCAGCCGUCCAACGUGCUCAUGUCCCGGGGAGAGAGCAUCUUCAACAAGACCGAGGUCCUCGCAGCUCUGAUUGCGGGGGGCGCCGUGGGCCUGAUGUUCGCCGUGCUGCUCAUCCUGCUGCUCAUCUACCGCAUGAAGAAGAAGGACGAGGGCAGCUACGACCUGGGGAAGAAGCCCAUCUACAAGAAGGCCCCCACCACGGAGAUCUACGCAUAGACUUUAGCCCCCCCCCCUUUCGACCACACACACACCUCACUACCCCCCAGCAACCAAUCAGGGCCCUCGCCGGCCCCUCAGUGCCUCGCCACCACUUACCUCCUCCUCUUCCUGCGGCGGCCCAAUCGGGAGAGGAGCCCCGACUAAAAAAAAAACAACCCACUGACUGGCUCCUCCCACCUGAUGUGUGCUCGUGUUACUGGUGCUCUCUGGACCAAUCGGAGGCCUCGGAGCAGCGGGAGCGGCGGCCAUCGCUGCGGUACGCCGUGUUCGUCUCCUUUUUUUUUUUUU
Molecule: messenger RNA, 912 nt
Organism: Menidia menidia (Atlantic silverside)
Lineage: Eukaryota; Metazoa; Chordata; Actinopteri; Atheriniformes; Atherinopsidae
Source: the annotation of a GenBank genome assembly